AUGGAGACGUCCUGGUGUGGUCCUGUAGCAAUUAGAGCUCAGACCCAAUUACCCUCUCGUCCUCCAGUGGGUGGAGCCAUGGGUGUGGACCGGAGGCGGGACGUCCCGGUGUAUGACCUGUCUGUCAUCAGGGGGCUGUGGGAGGGGCGAGCGAGCAAACAGAGAGUGAGGGAGAAGAGAGAGAGGGAGCGGAGAGAGAAGAGCGCCCUCGCCAGGAUCGAGCAGCAGUGGCAGUACAGGAUCUACUGCAAAACUCUGAAGAGAGACGAAAGGAACGCAUUGCAACGGUAUCUGGAGAGGUCCCCCAACCACCAACCUGGCAACAACCAACCUGGCAACCACACAGACAUAGGUGCGGACGGUCAGAGUGGCCUCCAGACCGAGCCGGAUCCAGAGAACCUGGUCUUCAGGCUGGAGGGGGACAAGUGGAUGUCUUUCCCAAAGGAGCUGCAGUGGAUGACGUACCUGAAGGAGUGGCACGUGUCUCACACUCGGAUCCAGAGACUUCCAGAGUUCUUUGACCAGUUCUCCAAGCUCUCGGUCCUGAACUUGGCCAAAAACCAGAUCUGUGAAGUCCCAGCCGACAUUGGAAAGCUGCGGUCCCUGAAGCAGCUGGACCUGAGUUACAAUCGUCUGAUGAAGGUUCCUGUGGAGCUGGGAGACUGUGAGGAGCUGGAGAGGCUGGAGCUUGCAGGGAACCAUCUGUGUGAGCUGCCCUUCGAGCUGAGUUCCCUGAAGCAGCUCCACCUGCUGGACGUGUCGGAGAACAGCAUCCCGUCAGUGCCUGUGUGCGUGCUGAGGAUGGAGUCACUGAACACUCUGGACCUGAGCAACAACCGCCUCCGAGAGCUGCCCCAGGACAUGGACCGCCUGGAGAACCUGGUCACUCUCUUCCUCCACAAGAACCCCAUGUCCUACCUGCCCCACUGUCUGACCAACAUCAGCGGCCUGAAGAUGGUCAUUGUGAGCGGAGACGAGCUCAACUGCAUCCCCACCCGCAUCUGCAGCAACCCCGACAUCAAGUUCAUCCGACUGUACGAUUCGCCGACACAGCAGCAGAAGCAGAAGGAGGAGGAGGCGCAGAGGAAGAGGAGGUGGAAAGGAGCAGAGGAGCAGAGAGACAGCUCGGAGAAGGAGUUCUUACAGGCUUAUGUCAGCACUCUCACACACAGAGAAUCGGUCCCGUAUUCCACCACUAAGAUCUCCAUCUCCUGUCAGCUAUGA
This is a messenger RNA of Knipowitschia caucasica, 1224 nucleotides long. NCBI's taxonomy places the organism in Eukaryota, Metazoa, Chordata, Actinopteri, Gobiiformes, Gobiidae. The record is from the annotation of a GenBank genome assembly.